Messenger RNA from Emys orbicularis (European pond turtle), 1119 nucleotides. Its product is annotated as melanin-concentrating hormone receptor 1-like. Gene Ontology annotation, cellular component: neuron projection; plasma membrane. The transcript is spliced from 2 exons. Lineage: Eukaryota; Metazoa; Chordata; Testudines; Emydidae. Gene Ontology annotation, biological process: neuropeptide signaling pathway. The record is from RefSeq and is a predicted model, not a curated record. Bases 1 to 1119 code for a protein of 372 amino acids. Gene Ontology annotation, molecular function: neuropeptide binding; melanin-concentrating hormone receptor activity.
AUGGCCUCGGAAAACUCCCCGUCCCAGUGCCCAAGGAACUGCUCCGCCUGGGCGCCCAGGAACGGGUCCGUGGCAGAAAGGGCAGCCCCCUACACCAAUGUGAUCAUGCCUAGCCUGUUCGGCAUCAUCUGUUUCCUGGGCAUUGUCGGGAAUCUCAUCGUCAUCUACACCAUUGUCAAGAAGAAGAAGCUGAGGUGCAAGCAGACCGUGCCCGACAUCUUCAUUUUCAACCUCUCCAUCGUGGAUCUCCUCUUCCUGCUGGGCAUGCCUUUCCUCAUCCACCAGCUCCUUGGUAACGGCGCCUGGUAUUUCGGGGCUCCUUUGUGUACCAUCAUCACCGCCUUGGACACUAACAGCCAGAUCACCAGCACCAACAUCCUGACAGUGAUGACCCUCGACCGUUACCUGGCAACCGUCUACCCUCUGAAAUCCACCUAUGUCCGGACACCAUGUGUAGCAGCCUCAGUAAUCUGCUUGGUGUGGCUUCUUUCCUUCCUGACCAUCAUUCCCGUGUGGAUGUAUGCAGGCCUGAUGCCUCUGGAGGAUGGGACUGUCCGCUGUGCUCUCUUGCUUCCCAACCCCGAGACUGAUGUCUACUGGUUCACGCUCUACCAGUUCAUGCUGGCCUUUGCUAUCCCACUGAUUGUCAUCUGUGUUGUUUAUUUUAAGAUCCUCCAGCACAUGGCUACCACUGUGGUCCCCCUUCCCCAGAGGAGCCUCCAGGUACGUACCAAGAAAGUCACCCGCAUGGCAGUUGCCAUCUGCUCUGCCUUUUUCAUUUGCUGGGCUCCCUUCUACAUCCUCCAGCUGGUGCAUCUCGGCAUUGACACACCUUCUGUUGCCUUCUUCUAUGCCUAUAACUUCGCCAUUAGCUUGGGCUAUGCCAACAGCUGCCUCAACCCCUUCCUCUACAUUGCCCUGAGUGAGACCUUCAAGCGCCAGUUCAUGGUGGCCAUCCGUCCUGCCAAGGAGCAGUUCCGCAACAACAGUUCCAUCAACAACAACAGCGCAACAGAGGCCAGUGUGUGCCUAAAGCUUGCACCAGAAUCCACUCAGCAGACUCAAUUUCUGGAGGACUUUUCCCCACACUCGCUGCCUGUGACUGUCGCUGUUCACUAG